UUCUUGGUUAAUGUGAAUGGUGCCAUAAAUCACCGAUUCCAGAUGUAAUAGGCAGGACCCCAAGGCGCCUGGCCGUGCUUCUGGUCCUCUGGAUUUCAGGUUGCAAUUUGGCGUGGAGGAGGCAGAGCUUCAGGCGACUCGACGGCUAGAAUAUAGCAUUCGCUGCACCGACGUCAAUAGAGGGCCAGAGAUCCCCGGCCUGUCCGGCAAACCUUGGACCCAGUAAGACGCCGGCGAGCACACUGGCUGAUUGAAACAGCUCGCAACCAGGUGCAUGUCUCAACAACCAAUUUUACAAUCUAGGGGACGAGGACUACGAACAUGGGCACUCUUAUUCAGAGAGGGUGGCCGAGAGAUGGCGCUAGAUACAUGGGCAUAGAGGAAACCAGCAAAGUCAAGAGAAUUGCGGCAGUUCCAGAUCGAGUCUUUGUCGCUAACUUUCCACGGGCAUGAACUUAUUGUUGAUUCUGAAUUGGAACUCAACUACGGGAGACACUAUGGAUUACUGGGAUUGAAUGGAUGUAGUAAAUCCACUCUUCUCACUUCAACAGGACGCCGUGAACUUGCAAUCCCAGAUCAUAUGGAUAGUUUUCACCUUAGCCAUGAGAUUGAAGCAUCUGACAUUGACAUCACUUCAGUAAGUUGUUGUGAUGAGUAAAGGUUAAAAUUGGAGAAAAAAGUUGAAGCCUUGGGGUAUGGACCUCUCUUUCCACAUUUUUAAAUAUAAUCUGAUCUACGAAGUGUGAAAAAAAGUAAAUGAUCAUGGUAAGCAUGGACAUCCCUUAUUUGUUCCUUUCCCAUUGAUACGUUGUAAACAACUCUAAACUUUUAGCUUGGUUCAAUGGAUUGAGAUGUAAGUAUGGAUGUCACAUCUUAUUGAGAUUAUAUUCAAUUUGUAAACUAUCAUUUUUCUGUCAUUUCUGAAUCAUCUCUUUGCACUAUAUUUAUAUAGUUAGUUCCAUAGUUAACCAUUCUAAAACUGAGGAUCUUUUCACAAAGAAUAUAGGGAAGUAUUAUUUUAUUUGUCAACAAAUUGUACAAAACAUUGCGGCACAAGAGCAACAACUGAUUCAUAAACUGAGCAAUAAAAAACACUUAAAGACCAAAUGCGGGGCCUGUUUGAAUCAAGGGUUUUGGAGGAGUUGAGGUUAUAUUGUUAUAAUGUCCGGAACCUGUUGAAAGUGAGGUUUGGGCUAUAAUGUCUGAGUCAGAAACUUUGAGAACGUCUUUAAGAAACUCUAUGUACAUGCUUUUCUUAUAAUGUAAAAUGAGUCUUCUGAUCGUUUGCUCUCAUGUACAUGCCGUUAGAAAUUUCAUUAUUGAAAUGUGUAUGUAAGAGAGAUUGUUGAUCUGAGCAGAAGUUACUAAUUAGAAAUGCUUUGGAAUGAUAUCUUUCCAGUCCAGUAGGGUUCUGAAAUGCAUUAAUGUUGAACAAUAAUCACUAAAAAUGCGUAGGCUCUCCCUUGAUAACCGACUUUCCUUUUUAAUGUCAAUCUGUGAGGUAGUGGAUGACCAUAUAUAUAAGGUACCAAAAGGAACAAAAGAUUGGUUAUAAUGAUCUUGCUCAUUUUGGAGAACUACUAAUGUCUGAUAUCCUUCAUUGAUUGCAGGUGAUAAGUUGUUCACACAAUGACAGUGCUUCAAGGUUUUGAUUGUGGUGGUGAUUAUAGAAGGCUAAGUAAUGUGGUGAAUGAUGAAGUUCAGAAGGAAAAAUAUUGCAGGCUACAAGCUUUCAAGACAGAGCUGACUUAUAUAGUUGUAGACUUGUAGUAUACUCCUAACACGGAACUCACUUAAUAGCAGUCAAUUGUAGAUGAUAACUGCUGGUUGCAGCUUGUGAAGGCUGCAUUUAAGAAUGUUGAUCAUUUUUUUGUUGACGCCUUGCAAUGAAAACUGGGAGUUAUAUAGUUCUUUGUCUUUUAUGAUGAACUUAUGCUCUGACGGAUGUUAUCAGCCAAGUAAAAAACACUGUGUUGAAAACAGUUUAGAAACCUCUACCAGGAGGUUAGAAGUCCAUUGAGCAAAAUUCAUCUGCAGUGCUGUAAAUUUCACAAUGGAAAAGCAUCAGCAUCAUUAUCCUCCAAAGCAGGCAUCUCAUCGUCAGCAGCCACAGCAUCAUAAUCGUCAAUGCUCAACCCAAGCUUCAACAUCCUGUUAAUCCUGUUCCCAAAGGUGCUGGGCUCAUCCAGAGUGAAACCGGAAGUCAACAGAGCAGUCUCAAACAGCAGCAGUACCAGAUCCUUCACAGACUUGUCGUUCUCGUCAGCAUAAGCUCUUUUCCUCAGCUCUUCCAUGAUGGGGUUUUCAGGGUUGAUCUCCAUUGUCUUCUUGCUUGACAUGUACCCAGCCAUACUCGCAUCACUUGGAGCUCGUGCCUUCAAUAUCAUCUCCGUGUUUGCAGUCCAAUCGUACUCUCCAGUGACCAAACAGCAGGGAGAGUCCACCAAACAGCAGGGAGAGUCCACAACACGGUCAGAGACAACAACCUUUUCAACCUUGUCCCCGAGGAUAUCCUUAAUCACCUUGCACAAACCCUCAAACUUAGCCUUCAGCUCUUCGCUCUUCUUCUUCUUCUUCUCAUCCUCACUCUCUUCAAGCUUCAGACCUUCUUCUGUUGCAGAAACAAGCUUCUUCCCUUCAAACUCCUUCAACUGACCAACAGAGUACUCAUCAAUCGCAUCAACCAUGAAGAGAACCUCAUAUCCUUUCUUCUUGAGCUUUUCAAGGAAUGGAGAGUUCUCAACAGCCUUCUUGCUCUCACCUGUGAUGUAGUAAAUGUCAUUCUGUCCUUCCUUCAUCCUGGUCACGUAAUCCUUCAGGCUGGUCAACUCAUCACCGCUUUUAGUUGAGUGGUAACGAAGUAGCUCUGCAAGCUUAGUCCUGUUCUGCGAAUCAUCAAGAAUGCCAAGCUUUAGGUUCUUUGAGAAAGCCUCAGAGAAUUUACUGAAGUCUUUCUUGUUUUCAGCUAUCUCAAAGAAGAGCUCCACACACUUCUUCACCAAGUUCUUGCGAAUGAACUUCAAGAUCUUGUUUUGCUUUAAAGUCUCAUCAAGAUCCUCAGAGUCGACAAUUCCCUUCACAAAACGCAAGUACUCUGGGAUCAACUCCUCACAGUUGUCCAUGAUGAAUACACAACGGUUAUUAGGAGCCCUUCUCUUCGGAGCAAAGAGGACAGCCUUGAACUCCAACUGGCCCUCAACUGAAAAGUGCUUCACAGCCAAAUGCUCCUCCCAGUCGUUGGUGAGACUCUUGUAGAAUGCGGCAUAUUCUUCUUUUGUGAUCUCCUCUGGUUUCCUCAUCCAGAUUGGCUUUUGCUUGUUCACCAAAAACCAUUCAUGUGAAACCUCCUUGAUCUUCUUCUUUUGCUUUUCAUCCUUCUCCUCAUCAACCUCUUCAACCAAAUUCCAUAUCCACUCCAGAAAUUUUUUCUCUACUUCAUCCUCAUCGUCAGAAAUUUUCUUCUCAACCGUCGUCUCAAUCCAGAGGGAGAUGGGGUAGCUUAUGAACCCAGAGUGCUUCUUGAUCAAAUCCUUCAGCCGACGCUCUUUCAGGUACUCAAGCUGGUCCUCCUUCAGAUAGAGAGUAAUUUUGGUACCCCUGCCAAGGGGCUCGCCUGAAUCUCUGGUGACAGUGAACGAACCGCCUGCUUGGGAUUCCCAGAUAUACUGCUCGUCAUCAUUGUGCUUUGUGGUAACAAUGACCUUCUCAGCAACACGAUAAGCAGAGUAAAAUCCCACACCAAAUUGUCCAAUCAUACUAACAUCAGCACCAGCUGCUAGAGCUUCCAUAAACUCUUUUGUGCCAGACCUUGCGAUUGUCCCCAGGUUGUUAACCAAGUCAGCCUUGGUCAUGCCAAUACCACUAUCAAUGAUAGUCAAGGAGUUAUUGGUCUUGUCAGGGAUGAUGCGGAUGAAAAGCUCUGGUUGAGCAUCUAGCUUACUCAUGUCAGACAGGCUUUCAAAUCUGAUCUUGUCUAACGCAUCAGAAGAAUUGGAGAUGAGUUCGCGGAGAAAAAUCUCCGUGUUGCUGUAGAAAGUGUUGAUGAUCAGACUCAGAAGCCGAUCGAUCUCAGCCUGGAAAGCAAACGUCUCUGCAUCCGCCAUUUCCGAUAUCGCAAAGCAAAAACUUCGAUGGAAACGUGAAGGUGCUAGAACCAGAGAGAUAUGCUGUAUGAGUGUGAGAUGAACAAAUGAGAUUGUUGCAGUGAAGAAAAUGAAGAGAAAAUUUUACCACUGGUAUGAGUGCAUAAAUCUGCAAGAAGUGAAGGAAAACAAUUUGUACCAAACAAUGAGAGAACGAAAAAGGUAUGUUUUAGAAGAGGACAUCAGGGGGCUGUUGUCUCAGUUGGUGCAGGGACUUGCUCAUAUACACAGAAACAGAUAUUUUCAUAGGGACUUAAAGCCCGAGAAUUUACUUGUAAUGAAUGACACAAUGAAAAUUGCUGACUUUGGACUCGCAAGAGAAGUUUCUUCAGUGCCUCCUUUCACAGAUUAUGUUUCCACACGCUGGUACCGUGCCCCAGAAGUCUUGUUACAAUCCUGCUCAUAUACACCUGCCAUAGAUAUGUGGGCUGUUGGCGCAAUACUUGCUGAGCUUUUCACUUUGUGCCCUAUUUUUCCUGGUGAAAGUGAAAUUGAUCAGUUACAUAAGAUAUGCUGUGUACUUGGAACUCCAGAUUGGACUGCCUUUCCUGAAGCGAGAAACAUCUUUCGUCUGGUCGACAUCAGUUACCUACGCAUUCUGCCGGUAAAUCUAUCUGAUGUCAUUCCCAAUGCAAGCAUGGAAGCUAUUGAUUUGAUCCAGGCUGGAAUAUGGAUUCCACGCUCAUUGGGUGAUCCAUUGCAGAUGAAGUUAAGUAAUGACGGAUCAGAACCAAAUCUUGAGUUGAACCUUUGGGAUUUUGGUAUGGAAAGAGAUGCCUGUUUUCUUGGGUUGACAUUGGCAGUCAACCCAACUUCUUCUAGAAAGGAAAGAGAAACUAAAGAUCAAGCUUCAGUAAAGGACAUGCUGUUAUGCUCAGGUUUCCAGGAUUGUUCACAGCAAUCAGUAGUCUGGUCACUGCUUCCUUCUGAUCAGCAUGGAAUCUUAGCUCCAGUGAAACCUUCCUUGUCGUUAUCAUUCAGUUCAGUUCAACAGGGAAAGAUUGGUCUUCCAUACACUACAUAGAUUGGCAUCUAUGUUGAUUAGCAGUUUCUAACUGGCCAUGUUCCCCCUACAGGACACACAUUCUCUUUAAGAGCAACCCCGUCAUACACGUUGGAGACUUGGAGGAUAAGAUUCUCUUAGGUUGAAUAGUUAUGGCUAAAAUACCUGAACAAUUUUUUCCUCUAAAAGGAGAUCUUCUUUCAUGUAUUUUAGUUAUAACUAUUCGACCCCUUCUAAUAAAAGUUAUUUGGUUGAAAUAGGCUUAAUCUUUGUGUUAGUGGGCAUUUCUAGGGUCUAACACCAGUCCACUUCCACUGAUCGCAACUUUGUACAAAAGACUGUUUUGAUAUGUAUUUGGUCCAUGGCUACAUAUAACCAUUAUUUAUUGUCUCAUAUUAUUCAAGGGAAUCAUUUGUAGCCUUUUAGGCAACUCCAUGGUACAUUAUCUAUGUAAAUCCCAAUGAUGAGAAUAACCCCACCUAUUUAGAAUCUAUUAAUAUAAAUCCCAAUGAUGAGUAAUUCCGAUGCAAGGGUGUUU
Cuscuta epithymum is the source of this 5683-nucleotide messenger RNA. The record is from the annotation of a GenBank genome assembly. NCBI's taxonomy places the organism in Eukaryota, Viridiplantae, Streptophyta, Magnoliopsida, Solanales, Convolvulaceae.